Molecule: messenger RNA, 1801 nt
Organism: Acaromyces ingoldii
Lineage: Eukaryota; Fungi; Basidiomycota; Exobasidiomycetes; Exobasidiales; Cryptobasidiaceae
Exons: 5
Coding region: 74-1480 (468 amino acids)
Cellular component (GO): nucleus
Source: RefSeq, a predicted model, not a curated record
CUCCUCGACUUCAUCCGUUCCAUCGGCGAAUAUAUCGUUGUAGCCAAUCUACACAAAAGACGCAGGACUGAGGAUGUCUGCGCAGUCGCAGUGGCCACAGCCGCUCAAGGACUUCGCCAACCGGACAUUCAAUGCCUGCACAGACUCGAACCGCAAGGCGGUGCAAGAGGAGCUUCGAUUGGUGAUCCUACGAUGCUUCCAGCAGGGCACCAUCGAGACCACAGACUGGGACAACAUGCAGCUCGAGUUGCUCGGAGGUGCUCCGGGCCACAAAAAGAAGCUGCUUGGGGGGAACAAUGGCGGCAAGAAGCGUUCGGCGCUCGCGGGUGGGGCUCAGUUCGAGUCGUUUGAAGACAGGGAGAGGAGAGAGAAGCGAGCGAGACGGUUUAAUAAUGAACAGGCGGCCUUUCAGAGUCAGGAGCGCGAGGCCAUGGAGAAUGCAAUGGCGAGCUCGAGCUUAGGGGCCAGGCUGGGCGGAUUUGACCCGAAUAGGGUAGCACCGCACAGUCCGAUUCCGUUUUCUGCAGCACGAGGUGGGGGCUGGGCAGGCUCAUCGUCGCCCUCACUGGCGUUCGGGGAUGCAGAAGUUGCAGAUCCGAAUGUCAUCGACUGGGAUGAGGACACCGUUGUGGGCCUUUCAACGAAGUUGGAAAAGCCUUACCUGCGCCUCACCUCGGCCCCUGACCCAAAGACGGUACGAACUCUGCCCACGCUGAUGCAGACACUCGAGCUGCUGAAGAAGAAGUGGCGGACCGAGGCCAAUUACAGUUACAUUUGCGAUCAAUUCAAGAGCAUGCGACAGGACCUGACAGUGCAAAGGAUCAAGAACGACUUCACCGUCAAAGUGUACGAGAUUCAUGCCCGAAUCGCCCUCGAGAAGGGCGACUUGGGGGAGUACAACCAGUGCCAGAGCCAGCUAAGGGUCCUUUACAGUCACGGUCUACCCGGAAGCGCAAUGGAGUUUCUGGCUUACCGCAUCCUCUAUCUUCUGCACACUCGCAACCGAAGAGACGUCAAUGCCCUGAUGGCAGAAUUGACGCCAGCACACAAGGCCGAGCCGGCCGUCGCUCAUGCGCUUAGCGUUCGUGCUGCACUGGCCACUGGAAACUAUCACGGCUUCUUCCGGCUAUAUGCCGAUGCACCGAACAUGAACGCUUACAUCAUGGACCACUUUGUCGACCGCGAACGAGCGAAUGCCCUGCUCGUCAUGUCAAAAUGCUUCCGACCGUCUCUUUCUCUCACCUUCUUGACAUCUGAACUUGCCUUCACAGAUCUGAACGAGGCCCAUGCUUUUCUCGAAAAGCACCAAGCCGCAAAUUACGUGGAGCCGACACCGGCUCAAGCUUUCUCAUCUAAGAGCGGCUCCAAAAAGGCAAAGGUUCCUCUGGAUCAGCGGCAGUGGGACACAAAAGGCGCACAAGCGGCUCUUCAAGCGGCAAGAGACAGAUUGCGAACCAUUGAUAUCAAAGGCCAAAUAUGAAGAUAGCGGCGACCUAGCAUAAUAAGCACUUAUCGAGUCAGCGGUACGUGGAAUCUCCCUCUCCCCUACCACCUUCUCGGCUUCAACACAUGGGAGAAGCCCUUCGCGACCCGGACUCAGCUCACCUCCCAAGGCUACACCGGAUCAAGGCCGUCUGCGAUGGACGUCGUCCUUGCCUGCGAGCAGUCAUGAAGACUUCCCUCGCAGGUCGUCCACCCUGAUUCGUUUCGUGGUCUAUCUCGUUGACAUCUUAUCCAUGUUCACUCUCACCAUUCUGUACAAUAAGCAACAAUUUGACCAAUUUAUCUAUUCUGCUCUGGC